This is a messenger RNA of Pungitius pungitius (ninespine stickleback), 4151 nucleotides long. It is a transcript of the gene paplnb, whose product is annotated as papilin b, proteoglycan-like sulfated glycoprotein. NCBI's taxonomy places the organism in Eukaryota, Metazoa, Chordata, Actinopteri, Perciformes, Gasterosteidae. The transcript has 14 exons. Gene Ontology annotation, molecular function: serine-type endopeptidase inhibitor activity; metalloendopeptidase activity. Bases 2132 to 3817 code for a protein of 561 amino acids. Gene Ontology annotation, biological process: extracellular matrix organization; proteolysis. Gene Ontology annotation, cellular component: extracellular matrix. The record is from RefSeq and is a predicted model, not a curated record.
AGUGAACUGCUGAUAAGCAGCUGUCACAGCGUCACAGAGUGAAUAUAGCUGCUGUGGGGUUCUGGACAGGAACCGUUCUUCACACAAUAUCUGACCUUCAGGCCUUGGGUUGAAACAUCCUCGAUUCUGACAGUAAACAACUGCAACAAAAAUCUGGUUUUCCCUGAAGUGUGACUGGAGUCUCUCGGCUGUCUGAGAGCUGCUACACCAGGAGGAUGGCGUCAAAGGAGGACAGCGAGCUCGACGCCCUGACCUCAGACAACAGCCUGCUCUGGACCCCGGACACAUCCGAGCUGGACGGGACCGCCAGCCGGCUGGAGCAGGUGAUGAAGAACAUGGAGGAGCUGUUGUUGGACGUGGAGCAGCUGCGGAGCGAGUGCCAGUUCCAGGCGUCCGAGCUGGUCCGUGCGGCGGGGGAACUGAAGCAGCAGCAGGACGAGCUGAAGGACACCUACGCCGACCUGUCCAGAGACAUGCAGGAGAUCAUGGAUUCCUUUGAAGAGCUCUUCAGCACCAACAGUGACUCCGAAGCCACAGCGGAGCAGGCAGAUACAGAGGAAAAGCCGCUCUGAGGGAAAGGGGAGAGACUGGCAGACUCUUUCUGUUUCUCGCUGAGUGUGUGGUUUGCAAUUCGGAUGUGUGCGUCAAGUGUGGUUUGGACUGGUGUGGAGGUUUUUCUGCAAGGCUUUAAUGAGAUCCUUAAAUUUAAUUAUACGCACCAUUUCUGUAGUGCAAAUUACACUUUCCAGGUUCUAUAUUUGACAUUCACUUUCACUGGAAGGCAGUUUGUAAAAUGCAUUGUUAGGUAUCAUUAAAGAAAUUAAAAUGCACACAGCCUCAAUCAAUGAAAUGUCCCAUGUACAGGCAAUUAUAGUUCCACUCUGCAGUCUUUAACACACAUUUGACAGACCUUUGCUGCGGGUCAACAACUGGAGGUUUUUCUUUUUUUUUUUCCUGCACACACACACACACACACAAAACACACAUACAUACGUCACACUCUCAUUUUCCACCACCAUGGGGGUUGAAAGUAUCUAUGUUCUUACUCCCGUCAGGAUGGAUCGGUCCUCCAGCAUCUGUGCAGCAAAGUUGCCCUUCUUCGGCUUUUCUUACUUCCAUAUACUCCUCCAUUGACUCUAAAUAGAGGAGUGUGUGUGAGUGAGUGUUAUUUUCAAGUGCGUGAGUGUGUUCCUCCAACACGCUCCUUUGCUGUGACCUACUGGUCUGUAUUUAGUGGUUAUGGGAUGUAAAAGGGACAAUCAGUGGCCAAUGACUUCAACACGAAGCAAUGAACACUGACUGGUAACUUCAAAAUCUCUUUGACCCUCAAUCUCACUUUGGUGGGUUUCUAAAUGUGCCAACCUUUGACUGUGAACCAUCCUGCAAAACUAGAGCUGGUUAUUCCUCUCACUAUUUGUGCACAGAAUGUGCAUUCAUCAUCAGGGUCUAAUCCCAGAGCAAAUUAGGUUUAUCCAUCCCAAAUACUUUUUAUUUAAUGUUGGACUAAACAAAGUUAGUUUUAGGACAUGACCACAUAAUAUGAUUUUUUUUUUGUGUGUUUCAGACAAUGGAAAGGGUUGUAUUUACAUCAACUAUCCGGGGUUACAUGUAGGCUAUGACUAAAAGGACCACAUAUUGUUUAUUAUGCAUUCAAUAAAAGUAAUUAUCCCCUGUGAAUAUGAAUAACCAUUAAAAUGUUUCCCCUAAGAUCUAUUAUUGUUGACAGUAGGUAUCUUAACAUAUUUGAUCAUAAAAAACCUCUCCCUUGUCAAAAUAGCUUUCAAUAGUUGUCGAAGGGAUUCUUGCAAAAGGCGUCAUUUAUUUAACUAAAACACAUUGUGAAAGGAUUCAAUAUAAAACUACAGGAUGAGUAGCCUCACAACUUGAAGGUUUUGACUGGAAACACUGGUCAAAAUAUAAGAUAUCUCAAUCUAAAAGAAGAUCACUUUUUGGGGGAUUUUCUGUGCGGUUGAAACCCGACACUUUAUGAGCCGUGGUGUUGUUGAGUUGUUGAGGCUGAGGAGAUACAAAAGCCGGGCGUCAGUGCCUACCUUCAUCACGAGUGAGGAGCACAGCCCUCUGGACGGCUCAGAAUUCACUCGAAGAAGUUGUGCUGUGAUUUCUGGUGAAAAUGAACGUCCUGCAGGUCUUGGGUCUCCUACAGCUGCUGGCCGUACCUGCUUUCGCUCUCAGAUGGCCAACCCACGACCACUGGGGACAGUUUGGGGCCUACGGGCCCUGCAGCCGCACCUGUGGAACGGGAGUGGCAACGAGAACCAGGACUUGCAUCACUUCCAGGACAGAUGGUGGACAUAAUUGCGUCGGCUCCUCUAAGUCCUUCCGAACCUGUAAUAUACAAGAAUGUCCAUUUGGAUCCAGGGACUUCCGGGAGGAGCAGUGUUCCCAGUUCGACAGAGCGGACUUUCAGAGCAAAAGCCGCACAUGGGUGCCUUUUUAUGGAGCAUCCAACCCGUGUGAGUUGAGCUGUGUCCCAAGAGGAGAGAACUUCUUCUACAGACACCGAGGUGCCGUGGUGGAUGGGACACCGUGCUAUGUGGGCCGCACUGACAUCUGUGUGGAAGGCAUCUGCAGGAUACUGACCCAUGAAGAGUUCACGGGCCUGGAUGGCGACGCUAACACGGCUCACUCUGCUGCCGCCGCCCCUCCCCCGAAGGAGACGCUCACGUACGUCUACAAAACCGGUGUCUAUGGCCAGUGCUCCGCCUCCUGCGACGAAGGCACGCAGCACCGCAGCGUGGAGUGUUGGGUCGAGGACCGAGCGGACCCCCGCGUGGUGGAAGAGUCUCACUGCAUCGCCCAGCGGCUGCAGAGGCCACGCGGACAGCAGGCCUGCAACAUGCAGCCCUGUGGCGCUGAGUACAGGGUCUCCAGCUUCGGUGCGUGUUCGGUGACCUGUGGGGAAGGCCAGCAGACGAGGGGGGUGACCUGUGUGGGGUCAAGAGGUGAACGUCUGGCUAACCAAGCCUGUAAGGGACUGGCAAAGCCCCCGUCGGUCCAGGCCUGCCACAGACCCGCCUGUUACACACACGUCACCUGGCAUGUGACUGAUUUCGGACAGUGCACCAGAAGCUGCAGUGGGGGAGUGAGGGAGCGGAGAGUGGGCUGUUUUGAUAUGGAUUUGAACCCCUACCCGGAGGCCCGGUGUGGCACAGCUACCAAACCCCUCGCUGUGGAAACAUGCAACGCACAGCCAUGUCCCAGAGCUCAAAUGGUUGAGAGUGUGCAGAAACCAAGGACACGUGAGAGCACCGUGAAAGGAUUUGUACCCCAUGUUCCAGAAGACCCUUCAGCUUCCAGGUGGCAGACAAACAUUGCCUCCCCUCCUGUGCUCGGCCCGCACUGUGCACAGUCAUCGCACGGCUGCUGUCCUGACGGGCAAACCUCUGCCACGGGGCCACAGAACCAGGGCUGCGCACAGGACGACUGUGUUGGCACCAGGUACGGAUGUUGUUUGGAUGGUGUGACUGCAGCUCGAGGAUUUGGAAGGGCUGGAUGUUCCGAGCAGCAGACAGCCGUGCAACACACGGCACCUUCUACCCUUCCAUCCUCUGGGAAUGUGUGCUCCAUGCCUCGUGAUGAGGGCCCCUGUGAUAAUUGGAAGGUCCGCUUCUACUUUGACUCUGGCACAGGCAAAUGUACUGAGUUCUGGUAUGGAAGCUGCCACGGCAAUGCUAAUAACUUUGUGUCCCUGGAAGCAUGUCAGAGAGAGUGUGGGAAUGUGAUGAUGACAUCAGCAUCUCACAAAGGGACCCACAGGAGAAAGGCCCAAAGUAGUGCUUUGAGGGCACAGGCAUGACCGUGCUCCCCAAUAAUUCCUCCAAAUACCGGUAUAACCAGAGUUUGAAGCUACUCUUGUGACAUUUACACUCACAAACAUGUAUUCUAAAACUUACCAGAUCCUGCCUUUAUUUGAAACAUCAGACUUUACUUUUAUCUAUUUAGAUUGUCUCCCAAUAAAACUGACAUGAACCUUGCUGGUUCAUCAGUGGUUCUGAUUUUGUUAGUUUGAGCUGUGUUUUUGUUUGAUGCUCGUUAUAUUUCGCUUUUACACAAGGACUACGGUAAAACAAUGUCAAUGUGAUAAUGAGUUACAUCUAAAACCUAAUCAAUAAACUUGGAGCUAUCUGGUA